AUGCCGUUGAUUUUACAAGUACUACUCUUUUACUGUACUUUACUAUUUACUCUGUCAUCGAUUCCGACUAUUAUUGAAACAGAUAUUGGUUCCGAUUAUGACGAUCAGUUUGCCUUGAUCUAUCUUCUAUCUCGCCCAGAUUUAUUUGAUUUAAAAUUAGUAGUGGUCUCAACGUAUAACACAACAGCAAGAGGACAAAUCGUAGCAAAAACAUUAGCCGCAUUCAACAGAUAUGAUGUGACAUUGGCAUUAGGACGAUAUACAGAAAAUAAUUGGCCGGAAAACAAUAUUUGGGAAUAUGAAUGGGCAAAAGAUUAUACAUUAGAAGAAUUUCAGCAGCACGGUGGUAAAGUUGAAUAUGAUGGUGAAUCAGCUUUACUUCAAGAAUUAUUAAAAUCUACAACUACCAAUGUUUAUAAUUUCAUUCAAAUAUCGCCAGUCACAUCACUUGGUCAUGUACUCAAACAAAAUUCAAAUUUAAAUCUGACCAAUGUAAGAUUAUUCGCUAUGGCUGGAUCUAUUUAUCAAGGAUACGUCAAUCAAACAUCAGCAGAUAUUGAAUAUAAUAUUUUAAAUAAUAUUCCAGGUGCACAAUUAAUGUUUAAGAAAAAAUGGAAAGAGUUUAUGCUAGCAUCAUUGGAUUGUACAAAAUAUUUUCAAUUCAAUGGUCCUAUUUGGCAACAAUUUCUUAAUCAUUCUAUGAGUAAAUUAAUUUUGGAUAGCUUUAAAAUAUGGUAUGAAAAUGGUGGUAAACAUUUGGAUACACUUCAACCUUAUUCACCUCUAUUUGGUACAAGCGCAUUACAUGAUUUAUUGGCUGUUUAUUUAGUUAUUAAUGAUCGAAAUACAAUAAUUAGUGAAGAAUUGCCAUUGAUAAUUACAGAUCAGGGCUAUACAAUAAUUAAUAAGUCGACUGGCAUGCCUGUACAAACAUGUUUAAGGUUUAAAACAAAUGAAUCAGUGAAUGAAAUUGGAGCAAUUAUAUUAAAUACCAUAAUAAAUGCGAGAAGUGAAUGCACAACUAUUUACGUGAAUAUAUUUUUAUCAGUGUUUUCGUUAUUUAUCGGUAUAAUAGCAACGUUUAGUCAGCAGUAUAGGUGA
Didymodactylos carnosus is the source of this 1101-nucleotide messenger RNA. The record is from the annotation of a GenBank genome assembly. NCBI's taxonomy places the organism in Eukaryota, Metazoa, Rotifera, Eurotatoria, Philodinida, Philodinidae.